This is a messenger RNA of Achroia grisella, 2161 nucleotides long. RefSeq lists its product as uncharacterized. The transcript has 16 exons. Lineage: Eukaryota; Metazoa; Arthropoda; Insecta; Lepidoptera; Pyralidae. The record is from RefSeq and is a predicted model, not a curated record. Bases 99 to 2066 code for a protein of 655 amino acids.
CUCAACACUCAAGUCACGAGCUGUUUGAGGCUGAUAAUACAGAAUGUUUAGAAGUUAUAAGAGAAGAACAAUGUUCUUUAGCAGUUUCUUCAUGUAUAAUGCACGCUACGUCCAAAACAAAAACCACAAACGAGAAUUACAAAGAUCCUUGUGUCGAUUGUACAUGCAAAGAGACUUUAGGUACACUAAAAGGAGACAUAAAUACAGAGAACUUGGAGAGGUUGAUAGAUCAAAAAGAACAACAGCUGCGUGCUAAGUAUCAAAUGCAUCUGGAAAAAGAGAUGAAUUCACUAAAAGAAAGAUUUGAUUUUAUAUUGCAGAAUGAACAAAUUCGUUCAUCGUACAUGUUACGAGAAGCUCACAGAGAGAGACAAGAGAAAAUAAAAGCGCUACAGACUCAACUGGAAUGCAAAAAUUUAGCAGGCCUUAUGUUUGUUUUAUGUUCUGAACGAAGGAAAGGCAAGCUAGAGAAAAUGAGACUUACUGAAGAAUACACGAACUACAUCCGCGCGUUACAAGACAUACUGACAGAGGGCCAGAGUUUAAUCCUGAAUCUAUCGAGAGGGUAUAAGACUGCCGAGAGGGUCGACCAUGAAUGGCGAGAGAAGAUGAAGAAAAUUGUCAAAGAGUUUCAAUUGUACAUUGAACAUUACGGCGGCGGGAAUCCUGAGUCGAACCAGUACCUAUUAGAUUUGCCAGACCUGCUUGCGACCAAGACACCAGUGGCAGACGAUCCAGAUGAAGAUCUUUGUGCAUGUGAUGAUGAAAGUGUAUCUGAUAAUAAGGAGAAUAAAUUACUAGAAUCAAAAGAGCACAAAACAUGGUGGGAUCGUCCCGAUCAGGAAUGUCGGCCAUUUGUCAUGUUUGGAGACAUGGCGGAGUUUCAACCGCCGCAGAGACGAGAUGUACUCAGAACUGUCAAGGCUGCCAAGACAGCUCCUAAAAAGUGGAAGGAAUAUGCGUUCAACAAUAUGUAUGUCAAGUCAUCUUGUCCUAAUGCUGACGUGAUAAAAGACGAGUAUCUGAAUAGACUCCCAGAGCCGGGCAAAUGGGAAUGCCAGGCUGUACAAACUCAGGACAGAAUCUCGAAGACGUCUCUUGCGACUCGUCGAAUGACCAGUGUGGAUUUCCGUGGUAAUAUGGGGUCUAUACUUAAAAUUAUUACAUCGAACGUUAACGAGCCAGUGACAAAAGCGACGCUACUGGGUGCCAGAGACUCUUUGGAGAUUGCUUCUACUACCAGAUUGCGCGAAAAACAUCAUAAUAUUGAUCACAGUACAGUAGUUAUCAACGUUGGUCAUAGAAAGGAGUCCAUGUUCGGAGCAUAUCAAGAUGAGUCUCGUGAGGAGUUGUCCAGAACAGAACCAGAUCCCAUAAAGAUUAAUUCAAACGUAGAAGAAGAAGAGGACGAGUCGCUGUCAGCUCUUGGGAGUUUACAUAACGACAGUUUACAAGUCAUAGCAGGACAUGUUCCAGAUCGCGAUCACAAAAUUCAUUACGAAAAGGUGUGUCCAAUGGAGAAGUGUCAACGUAUGCAAGUGGAUUCAUUUAUUAGAAGUUUACCAAAGUACAUGAGGGCUAAUCCUUUCACUUAUUUCGAGCAGACCUACGAAGAUUAUGAAGUUUGUACACCAGAACAACUAGAAAUUUUAAAGAAACGAAUUGCUGUAAAGAAAACUGGAGAGAAGGAAGUGGCUGGUACUGAAGAGAAUCUACUGACAGAAUGGAGAUCCAGCAUUGAGGGUGUGGCGAUUCAAACCUCUGAUACUUCCAUGCCUUUGCCGCCCUGCACCUGCAGAGCACCUGGCCCCUCCCCUGCAUCUAGCAUAGCUGGAAUGUUUAGACUAAACGACUUGCUUCCUGUGAAACAAGCAUUGGACAAUAUCCAAAAGGAAUGCUUCUACAAUAGCCAAAUUGAAUUCAAUAGAUUUCAACUAAUUGGCCAAGAAAGUGAUACUCGAACCGACACCGUCACAGAAAACUUCAACAAAAUCAGACUUAAAGAAAUAAGAGAAAUAUUGAAUAAACAUCCAAGUUUAUGUGAAAUAUUUCAAGCCAACACAUAGUACUAAAUUUAAACGUGGUAAUUUUUAUAUAACUUUAUUGUCUAAAUCACACGUAACAAACUAAAAAGUAUUAAAAACUUUGAAUUAUAAUAGCU